AGAAGCGUUUAGACUACAACUCCCAGCAGCCACGAGAAGCCCUAGGGCUUGAUGGGAACGGGAAACCUUAUAACCUUUCACGUCCCGGCUCCGCGGGUUCCGUGGGUCGCCCGCGAAAUCUGAUCCGGGAUGCAGCGGCCCAAUCGGAAGGUGGGCCCAAAUCCCGCGACAGCAAGAGGCUCGUAGCGACCUGCGGUGCUAAGGAACGCAGUGCUUUCAAAAUUGGCGUCCGCUGGUCGCCUCUCCUCCCGGGAGUCUUCUACCUCCUCCCAGAAGAGGAAGGAAGCACAGUAUGAAAACUUUGGAGACUCAACCGUUAGCUCCGGACUGCUGUCCCUCAGACCAGGAUCCAGCUCCGGCCCAUCCUUCUCCCCACGCUUCCCCGAUGGAUAAAAAUGCGGACCCUGAACUGAUGCCACCGCCUCUCGAAAGGGAGGAUCCGCCCCGGUUGUCCCCAGAUCCUGUGGCUGGCUCAGCUGUGUCCCAGGAGCUAGGGAAGGGGGACCCAGUUUCUCUCUCCACUCCCCUGGAAACAGAGUUUGGUGCUCCUAGUGAGUUGAGUCCUCAAAUCGAGGAGCAAGAACUUUCUGAAAAUACGAGACUUCCUGCAGAAGAAGCAAACGGGAGCCUUUCUGAAGAAGAAGCGAACAGGCCAGAGUUGGGGUCUGAAGAAGCCAUGGAAGAUGCCUCUGGGGAACCCGCUGCAGAGGACGAGGGAGACACUGCUUGGAACUACAGCUUCUCCCAGCUGCCUCGAUUUCUCAGUGGUUCCUGGUCAGAGUUUAGCACCCAACCUGAGAACUUCUUGAAAGGCUGUAAGUGGGCUCCUGACGGUUCCUGCAUCUUGACCAAUAGUGCUGAUAACAUCUUGCGAAUUUAUAACCUGCCCCCAGAGCUGUACCACGAGGGGGAGCAGGUGGAAUAUGCAGAAAUGGUAAGGACUGGGGCUAACUCUGCCCCUUCAUCACACCGGGGUUUCAGUGUCCAUGUCUCUCUCAGCGUGGCCAGCAGCAGCCGGGAGAACCCGAUUCAUAUCUGGGAUGCAUUCACUGGAGAGCUCCGGGCUUCCUUUCGCGCCUACAACCACCUGGAUGAGCUGACGGCAGCCCAUUCACUCUGCUUCUCCCCGGAUGGCUCCCAGCUCUUCUGUGGCUUCAACCGGACUGUACGUGUUUUCUCCACGGCCCGGCCCGGCCGAGACUGCGAGGUCCGAGCCACGUUUGCAAAAAAGCAGGGCCAGAGCGGCAUCAUCUCCUGUAUAGCCUUCAGCCCAGCCCAGCCCCUCUAUGCCUGUGGCUCCUACGGCCGCUCCCUGGGUCUGUAUGCCUGGGGUGAUGGUUCCCCUCUUGCCUUGCUGGGAGGGCACCAAGGGGGCAUCACCCACCUCUGCUUUCAUCCCGAUGGCAACCGCUUCUUCUCAGGAGCCCGCAAGGAUGCUGAGCUCCUGUGCUGGGAUCUCCGGCAGCCCGGUUACCCACUAUGGUCCCUGGGUCGAGAGGUGACCACCAAUCAGCGCAUCUACUUCGAUCUGGACCCGACCGGGCAGUUUCUAGUGAGUGGCAGCACAAGCGGGGCCGUCUCUGUGUGGGACACGGGCGGGCCUGGCAAUGAUGGGAAGCCGGAGUCCGUGUUGAGUUUUCUGCCCCAGAAGGACUGCACCAAUGGCGUGAGCCUGCACCCUAGCCUGCCUCUCCUGGCCACUGCCUCCGGUCAGCGUGUGUUUCCCGAGCCCACAGAGAGUGGGGACGAAGGAGAGGAGGAGUUGGGCCUUCCCCUGCUCUCCACACGCCAUGUCCACCUUGAAUGUCGGCUUCAGCUCUGGUGGUGUGGGGGGGGCCCAGACUCCAGCAUCCCUGAUGAUCACCAGGGCGAGAAAGGGCAGGGAGGAACGGAGGGAGGUGUGGGUGAGCUUAUAUAAAAAGGUUUUUAUGAUA
This is a messenger RNA of Mandrillus leucophaeus (drill), 1934 nucleotides long. It is a transcript of the gene WRAP53, whose product is annotated as WD repeat containing, antisense to TP53. The coding region runs from base 293 to 1918 and encodes 541 amino acids. NCBI's taxonomy places the organism in Eukaryota, Metazoa, Chordata, Mammalia, Primates, Cercopithecidae. Gene Ontology annotation, biological process: Cajal body organization. Gene Ontology annotation, molecular function: protein binding; RNA binding. The record is from RefSeq and is a predicted model, not a curated record. Gene Ontology annotation, cellular component: Cajal body. The transcript has 10 exons.